This is a messenger RNA of Cryptomeria japonica (Japanese cedar), 2265 nucleotides long. RefSeq lists its product as uncharacterized. Bases 1 to 2265 code for a protein of 754 amino acids. NCBI's taxonomy places the organism in Eukaryota, Viridiplantae, Streptophyta, Pinopsida, Cupressales, Cupressaceae. The record is from RefSeq and is a predicted model, not a curated record. The transcript has a single exon.
AUGGACGCAGCAGAUCAAUCACUGUCAACUGUCUUGCAAAAUUAUGCGCGGCUGUUUUUAGCGGAAUGGUUGGUAGGGAUUCUUCUACUCAUUAGCAUGACGUUGCAGCUUGUAUUGGUUAUUCUGGGUGCGCACAGAUAUCAUUGUUCAAGUGGAAUUUUUCGUGUUGUCGUGUGGGGAGCUUAUAUUGCUGCUGAUGCUGUGGCCAUAUCUGCACUAGGAAACAUGAUGCGUAGCACUGGGAGUGGUAUACAUGGAAUAUGGGCUCCAGUGUUAUUGCUGCAUUUGGGGGGGCCAGAUGCCAUUACUGCCUAUUCAACGGCAGAUAAUGAGCUAUGGUUAAGACAUGGAUUCAACAUGGUCUAUCAAGUUUCAGUGGCAAUUUAUGUAAUAUAUUCAUCAGUAUUGGAAGGCCACGCCUUGGCUUCUGCUAUUCUUCUGCUACUUGCUGGAACCACGAAAUAUGGAGAGAGGACGCUUGCCUUGUGGUCCGCCAGCUAUUCUCAAAUCGUCAAGUCAUGUCUGCCAAUUUCCAAAUUUAUAAAGGAAAGAAAUGUUGUACAAGUUCGUGGUUAUGUCGUUAUGGGAGAGAAGAAACUGCAGAGAAUGAACGAGAAGAAGUUUGAAGAAUCUUCAGCGGAAGGAAGCGGUAUUAAAGCAGGGCAAGAGGUGCCUUCAGUGGAAGGAAGAGAUAAAGAAGCGGGACGAGAGGCGCCUUCAUCUGAAGGAAGAGAUAUGGAAGUAGGACGAGAGGCGCCUUCAAUGGAAGCAGGGCUGAAAGGAAGAGGAAUAGUGACUAUUGAGGAUGUCAAGAACGCUAAUAUGGUAGGGAGGGACUACGAUCUCUGCCUUUCCCAUGCAUUGUUCAAAAUGUACAUGCGUAGGUUUGUAAGUUUGUAUUUUGAUGAAGGGGAUUGGGAGGAGACAAGAGCUUUCUGGUUUGAGCUUGAUGGAAAGCAAGCAUUCAGAAUUGUAGAGACAGAAUUGAAAUUUAUAUACGAUGUGCUCUUCUCCAAAGGAAGCGGCAUAGCAUUCAGUAGAUAUGGGAUUCUAUUGCGCCUUCUCAACUUUCUUCUCGUGGGAGCGGCAGGGUUUAUGAUUCUGAGAGGAAGAGAAGAGAAUGAAGCACAACGGACAGUGACAUAUGUUGUGAUUUCAGUGGCGCUUGUGGUGGAGGUGUUUCAGUUAUGCCGAAUUAUGGCAUCAGACUGGACCAGGGUCCGCUUAAUUUGCUCUCGGGUUGACGACAUUAAACAUCCCCUAUCGCAUAAUGUUGUAAAGAGGCUGAGAAUCAGCACAUUGAAGGUGAUAGAGAUUUCAGUGCUUGUGUUGGGCAAGGUUCACAACAUGAUUGGAGGAGAUAGAUACUGGAGCAAUGAAAUUCACCAGUACUGCAUCAUAGAGACUUGCCUUAAUAGGUCUCGUUUCGUCUGGAAGAUGACUAAAUUCUUACCGAAGGCAGACAAUUAUAUUACAAGCUGGCACACCCACAAAGUGUCUGUCCCAGAGAAUCUCAAAGACAGUAUUUUCCAAUACCUCAAUUUUGUAUGUCAUCCGCAGAAGAGUGUUAAAUUGAGCAGAGAGGAAAUUUUCAAUUUUGAUGAGGAUUUGCUUAAAGAUGAAUCUGAAAUCAGAGAUAUCAUGUCGUUGCAUGAGAAUCCGGAGGAGGUCAUUCUGGUAUGGCAUAUAGCUACCACAAUAUGUGACAAGCAGAGAAAACCGUCCGAAAUGACGGAGAAUGAGAAUGAGAAAGCACUUUUGGGUAUAAUACUGUCUAGGUACUGUGCAUAUCUGAUGGUGUCACGACCCAGUCUUUUGCCUGUCCACCCGGAUACUGCAAGCAAUACAUACAUGCAACUUGUGGAGCAAAUUAUGGGGAAGGAUCACAUUCGCUGCAGUCACCCAACUGUACUAGGCUCCGGGAUAAAACUAGCCCGCAAGCUGCUACGGAAACAAGAAGAGCAAAGGUGGACUUUAUUGGCAGAGUACUGGGGUGGAUUGGUGAUAUCUAUGGCGAUGUACAAUAAGGCAACAUUUCAUGCAGAGUGCGUGGCUGGAGGAGGGGAAUUUCUAAGUCAAGUGUGGGUUUUAUUGGGUCAUAUGGGAUGUGGAGAACAGUCUGACUCUGCAGUAAAAAAGAAGAUGGAGAGCACGAUGGAUAGAGAUAAGCGGUUGGAGUGGAAGGGAGAGCUGGAACGCCGGGAUGUGGAGCACCUGGAUCAGGAGAGGGAGAGGGAGAGGCAGAGGGAUCACCAGAGUGUUUAA